Messenger RNA from Annulohypoxylon maeteangense, 1298 nucleotides. RefSeq lists its product as uncharacterized. The record is from RefSeq and is a predicted model, not a curated record. The transcript is spliced from 2 exons. Lineage: Eukaryota; Fungi; Ascomycota; Sordariomycetes; Xylariales; Hypoxylaceae. Bases 339 to 998 code for a protein of 219 amino acids.
CUUGCUCUUGUCAUUUGGGCAUCUUGCUGUUUUGCCAAUUGCUCCAAUUGCUCCAGAUCUUCCUGGCUAUUUUCUUAGUCUCGUCAAUCGCGCUGCGCCGGGAUGCUUCGAGUAUCCCCUCGCUCAAAACGUGACGUACGCAAGUAAAACUUGUGCUUGCUCUCCUUUGCCCACUGCCCAUUGAGGAUUUGCGAUUCGUCUCCGAGCCGAUCGGAAGUUUAGGGAACCACUUUCGUUCUAGAGCCCCGAGCGUACAACAGUUUCACUUGCAGCCGACAGCGAAUCGCGUCGAUUACCUUCCUUGAUUUAUCAGCAUAUCCCGUUCGAAGUCCCUAGCCAUGCCCGCUAAGGCAAGCAAUGGUGCUGCCGCCGUCGCACCGGCAACGUCUUCCGCCAAGCGUUUCGAACUUCCCGCUCUGGAAUUUACAUUCGGGUCCUUAACCGACGGUACUGACAUUCCACCGCCGUUACCAUCCCCCAAGGAGGAGGCCCCGUCACCGCCGAAGACACCGACACCUCACCCGAUCGAAGUCGAGAAGAAGCAGGAAGUAAAUGGAACCACUAAUGGUCAUGGUACAGCCCCUAAUAAGCCCGAACUCACCGCAAUCCCGGCCAGCAUCGGCAUGAAGCGUCUUGCAGAAGAUGUUCCGGCAUCACCUACGCUGUCAAGCCGCAGGAGCCUUAGACGUCUACUUAGCAAAACAUUACUGAACCAUGCUUACGAUGAACAAGGAUCACUGCUUAGCCCGGGUACCUCCAGACCUCCAAGCCGGACGGCGAGCUCUAUCGCGGAUGAGAGAAAGUCAAAGCGCUCCAGUGGCUGGUUUAAACGGUUACGGACGAACGAUCACACCAACAAUAGCAAGAGAGCGAGCCAAAUUUUCGAGGAACCGAAGAAACCGCUUGGCCCGCCUCCGCCGAUGAUUCCUGAGCUUAGCGCACUUGAAGCCAAGGUCGACACUCAUCUAGGGGACGACCUAUUCAAGGGAAUUAAAUAAAGAAUUGAACUUAAAAGAUAUCCCAUUUUCUACCAUGAUUUGGUUACAACUACCUUCGACGUUUCGCGGACUUUGGAUACCAAUUUUCAACCACUUGCCAUAAUCAUCCGACGGCAAAGUAAUAUUUCAUCAUUGAUACGACGAUUAUUUCGAUGCGAGAGGAGGAGGCGUUGCUUUUAAGAAAAGCCUUCUGGGGAUGGAUUAUUAGAUACCCAGCUCCUGCGCGAGCUCAUUCUACGACAAUACCUUGUCAAUUCUUGUUUCAGCAUUUUAUUUUUAUUUUUAUCUUACAUUCAACUU